Aphidius gifuensis is the source of this 2676-nucleotide messenger RNA. It is a transcript of the gene for, whose product is annotated as cGMP-dependent protein kinase, isozyme 2 forms cD4/T1/T3A/T3B. The transcript is spliced from 8 exons. Gene Ontology annotation, molecular function: cGMP-dependent protein kinase activity; ATP binding. Gene Ontology annotation, biological process: protein phosphorylation. Bases 545 to 2416 code for a protein of 623 amino acids. The record is from RefSeq and is a predicted model, not a curated record. NCBI's taxonomy places the organism in Eukaryota, Metazoa, Arthropoda, Insecta, Hymenoptera, Braconidae.
UUCCAGCUACCGUCAGACUCUGAAACGAUGCAUCAGACACUUGGAAGUGGCGCCCGUGGCCGCUGUUGCGGGCAACGCAAAUCUUGUCAUCUCAAAUAAAAUUUAUAAAUAUUUAUUAUCAAUAUUAUUUAAAACAAGUUAUUUUUAAAAAUUUAAAAUUUCAUUUAAAUCAAAAAUCUUUAAAUAUAAUAGUAAUAUUUUUGAAAAAAUUUAUUUAUUUAUUUUCAAAGUUUUACUCCAAAUCACGUGACAAGUUUUUUAUCCCAACUUGUGAGAAUUAAAAUAAAAAUAUAGAUAAAUAAAUAAAAAAAUAAGCAAAAAUUAGAAAAAUAAAUUUUUAUAAAAGUUUAGUGAUUGGUUAUUUAUAAUGAUCCAAUUGUUGUAUUGAUCUGUUUGAUCCUGUCAUAGCAAGAGUUUAAAUUAUAAUUUUUAAUUUAAAAAAAAAAUACGUUAUUGCCAAGAAGAAAAAUAAUAAUAAUAUUUUGGCAUUAUAACAAAUUAUAAAAAUAAAUAAAAUAUUUAAAGAAAUAAAAAUAUUUAGUGAAUGAGCGGGGUGGGUGAGUGUGGUUUGAUAAGUGACGCCUGCGUGUCUAUGCGAGUGUGUUUUGAUAAUUUUUGCUUCUCGUCGCCGCAGCCAAGGCUCGCCGACGAGGAAGACUCAUCACGUUUACAAAAUACAAUAAUAACAACAACAACACCAACAACAACAACAACACAAAUUAUUGAAACAACAAGUGUACAAAAUACCGGCACAAUACUGGCAUCAACAAUUGCUGAUAAUUUUGGGUCCCAAAUGAUUGGGCCCAAUCAAAUUAAUACAAGAUUAACAACAUCAAUGGAUACACUACGUGAUUUACAAGAAUUGUUACGUAUUAAAGAUGAAAAAAUUGAUGAAUUAGAAAAUUUAAUUUGUCAAAAAGAUGCUGAAAUACAAGAUUUACGUAGUCAUCUUGAUAAAUUUCUUAGUGUAUUGCCAUUUAAAUCACCAUUAACACCAACAAAACCAAGACCAAGAAAACAACGUGCACAGGGUAUAUCAGCUGAACCACCAUUACCACCACAACAUAAUGCACCCCUUGUUUUUUACGACAAGAAUGAAAGGUCUCGAGAGCUUAUUAAAGCAGCUAUUUUGGAUAAUGAUUUUAUGAAAAAUUUGGAGUUGACGCAAAUACGAGAAAUCGUUGAUUGCAUGUAUCCAGUAUCAUUUCCAGCUGGUUCAAUUAUCAUCAGAGAAGGAGAUGUCGGUUCAACGGUUUUUGUUAUGGAAGAGGGAAAGGUUGAAGUAUCUAGAGAUGGAAAAUAUCUCAGCACCCUUGCACCAGGUAAAGUACUUGGUGAACUUGCAAUAUUAUAUAAUUGCAAAAGAACAGCAACAAUAACAGCAGCAACUGAUUGUCAAUUAUGGGCAAUUGAUCGUCAAUGUUUUCAAACAAUUAUGAUGAGAACUGGUUUAUCAAGACAAGCUGAAUACACAGAUUUUCUCAAGAGUGUGCCAAUAUUUAAAAAUCUUCCAGAAGAGACACUUAUUAAAAUAUCUGACGUUUUAGAAGAGACAUUUUACAACAAUGGUGAUUAUAUUAUUCGUCAAGGUGCACGUGGUGAUACAUUCUUUAUAAUUAGUCGAGGUCAAGUACGUGUAACAAUAAAACAACCAGACACAACUGAUGAAAAAUACAUUCGUACACUUGGUAAAGGUGAUUUUUUUGGUGAAAAAGCACUUCAAGGAGACGAUUUAAGAACAGCUAAUAUUGUUGCUGAUGAUCCAGAAGGUGUUAGUUGUCUUGUCAUUGAUAGAGAAACAUUUAAUCAACUUAUUUCAUCACUUGAUGAAAUUAGAACAAGAUAUAAAGAUGAACUUGUUGAACGUAGAAGAUUAAAUGAAGAAUUUCGAGAUUUACGUCUUCAAGAUCUUAAAUCAUUGGCAACUCUUGGUGUUGGUGGUUUUGGUAGAGUUGAAUUGGUACAAAUAAAUGGUGAUUCAUCACGUUCAUUUGCUCUUAAACAAAUGAAAAAAUCUCAAAUUGUUGAGACACGUCAACAACAACAUAUCAUGUCUGAAAAACGUAUUAUGGGUGAAGCUGAUAGUGAAUUUGUUGUUAAAUUAUUUAAAACAUUUAAAGAUAGAAAAUAUCUUUAUAUGCUGAUGGAAGCAUGUCUUGGUGGUGAAUUAUGGACAGUACUUCGUGACAAAGGAUAUUUUGAUGAUAGUACAACAUUUUUUGGAUUUUGUUGGCAUUUGAUUAUUUACAAGCAUUUGAUUAUUUACAUUCAAAAUAUUAAGUCCAGAAUCUUCUUCUUGAUAGUCGAGGAUAUGUUAAACUUGUUGAUUUUGGAUUUGCAAAACGUCUUGAUGGUGGAAGAAAAACAUGGACAUUUUGUGGUACACCUGAAUAUGUUGCACCAGAAGUUAUAUUAAAUAAAGGACAUGAUAUAAGUGCUGAUUAUUGGUCACUAGGUGUACUUAUGUUUGAACUAUUAACUGGUACACCACCAUUCACUGGUUCUGAUCCAAUGAAAACGUAUAAUAUUAUAUUAAAAGGAAUUGAUGCUAUUGAAUUUCCAAGAACAAUUACUAAAAAUGCAACUGUAUUAAUUAAAAAGCUAUGUAGAGAUAAUCCAGCUGAGCGUCUUGGUUAUCAAAAAGGUGGAAUUAGUGAAAUUCAAAAACACAAGUUA